GAAGCCAAGAGUAGCUGGGAAAUGAUGGCUGAGGAAGAGGAGGAAGUCAAGAGGAUCUUGCAGAAAUUGCAGGAACUGGUUGAUCAGCUGUAUUCAUUUCGAGACUGCUAUUUUGAGACACACAGUGUUGAGAAUGCUGGGAGAAAGCAGCAGGAUGUGCGGGAGGAGAUGGAGAAGACCUUGCAGCAGAUGAAGGAAGUAGUGGGUUCUGCCCAGGGUGAGGCACAGGUUCUAAUGCUAACUGGGAAAGCACUGAAUGUGACUCCCGACUACAGCCCUAAGGCUGAGGAGCUUCUAUCAAAGGCUGUGAAGCUGGAUCCCAAGCUAGUGGAAGCUUGGAACCAGCUGGGUGAGGUGUACUGGAAGAAAGGGGAUGUUGCUGCUGCUCGCACCUGCUUCUCAGGAGCCCUCACCCAUUGCAAGAACAAAGUCUCCCUGCAAAAUCUGUCAAUGGUGCUUCGGCAACUACGGGCUGACACUGGAGAUGAACAUUCUCAUCAUGUCAUGGACAGUGUCCGGCAGGCUAAGUUGGCUGUGCAAAUGGACGUCCAUGAUGGCCACUCUUGGUAUAUUCUGGGGAAUGCAUACCUUUCUCUUUACUUCAAUACGGGCCAGAACCCUAAGAUCUCCCAGCAAGCCCUUAGUGCCUAUGCCCAAGCAGAGAAGGUUGACAGGAAAGCUUCCAGCAAUCCUGACCUUCAUCUAAACAGGGCAACGUUACAUAAAUAUGAAGAGAAUUAUGGGGAGGCCCUGGAUGGCUUCUCUUGGGCUGCAGCACUGGACCCUGCCUGGCCAGAGCCACAGCAACGAGAGCAACAACUCCUGGGAUUCCUGGAUAGAUUAACCAGCCUCCUGGAGAGCAAGGGAAAGGUAAAAACCAAAAAGCUGCAAAGCAUGUUGGGAAGCUUGCGUCCAGCCCAUCUAGGCCCUUGUGGUGAUGGGCACUAUCAGUCAGCCUCAGGGCAGAAGGUGACGCUGGAGCUCAAGCCACUGAGUGCGCUACAGCCGGGUGUGAACAGUGGUGCCGUGGUCCUGGGAAAGGUGGUGUUUAGCCUUACCACAGAGGAGAAAGUCCCCUUUACAUUUGGUCUGGUAGAUUCAGAUGGACCUUGCUAUGCAGUGAUGGUGUAUAAUAUGGUGCAGAGCUGGGGAGUGCUCAUUGGGGAUUCUGUAGCCAUCCCUGAGCCCAGACUUCGGCUUCACCAAAUUCAGCACAAGGGAAAGGACUAUUCCUUUUCCAGUGUUCGUGUGGAGACGCCCCUCCUGCUAGUAGUGAAUGGGAAGCCUCAGGGCUCCAGCAGCCAGGCUGCUGCCACAGUAGCAUCGCGGCCGCAGUGUGAAUGACCUUCCCUGAAUUGCGUGCUAAGGAGGGAGCAGAGCGAGGCAAAAAGCUCAAGGCACUUGGCAGCUGGACCAGCCACAACCAGUUACUCAACCGGGAUGGGGGGAUGUUUUUAAAGAAGACUUUCACUUCCUCACCCUACAAGACACUUUGUGUCUCUUCUCUCUCUCCUGUCAUCAUGUUCCACCUCCCUGCAGGGCUAAACACUCUCCUGGCCUCUUUCACUGCUUUGUAUGUUUUAAACAAAGAGCAUGGGAUUGGUAUAAGUUUUGGGAUCUUGCCAUGGGACAGAGACCCCCAAGUUUCCUGUUCUUGCCUCCUUCCUGAGCCUCAUGUGUAUAUAUCAGUUCAGUUAUUUAUUGCUAAGGGAGGGGGCUUAAUUUUUUAAUGGCUUGGUUUUUGAGCAAUUUUUACUUUUUGAAAUUCAGACCCUUUACCUUCUUUGGAGCUAGAG
This is a messenger RNA of Cynocephalus volans (Philippine flying lemur), 1796 nucleotides long. It is a transcript of the gene TTC5, whose product is annotated as tetratricopeptide repeat domain 5. Bases 22 to 1344 code for a protein of 440 amino acids. The transcript has 10 exons. Gene Ontology annotation, molecular function: protein binding. The record is from RefSeq and is a predicted model, not a curated record. Lineage: Eukaryota; Metazoa; Chordata; Mammalia; Dermoptera; Cynocephalidae.